UGUCCAGAUGCUGAUGUCAAUCCCUGUCAUUCCGUUUGCAAUUCAACUUCCUCUUCCCUAUCAUCGAACUUUAAACCUACUCGUCUUCAUUCUCUGUCAUAUAUUCCUCUUCCCCGAAACUUCCCUCAGUUGUCGAUAUUCCAUCUCUCUUAUUUGCUCUUGGCAGUUGUUCACGAGUUUGUGAUUGCUGAUCACCAUGAAACAGGAAACAAAAAGACUCUCAGAUGAAUACGAGGUAUCCGAUAUUUUAGGGAGAGGAGGGUUCUCGGUUGUAAGAAGGGGUAUAAGGAAAUCAAGCGGUGGUGAAAAAGCCCAUGUAGCCAUCAAAACCCUGAAAAGGUUUGGCCUGUCAAGUUCAACACCUGCAGGAAUCCCACGGAAUAUUAAUCAUGGCGGUCAGAAAAGCUUAGGCGCUUCAAUGGGAUUCCCAAUGUGGAAACAGGUUCCUGUAUCGGAUGCUUUGCUAACAAACGAGAUCUUGGUCAUGAGAAAAAUAGUGGAAAACGUCUCACCUCAUCCAAACGUGAUCGAUCUCUACGAUGUCUACGAGGAUCAGAAUGGUGUUCAUCUUGUGCUGGAGCUUUGUUCGGGUGGCGAGCUGUUUGACCGGAUUGUGGCCCAGGAGAGGUACACGGAGGCUGGCGCUGCAGCCGUGGUGCGGCAGAUUGCGAGAGGGUUGUGGGCUCUUCACCAGGCGAAUAUCGUCCACAGGGACUUGAAGCCAGAAAACUGCCUGUUCCUGAACAAAAGUGAGGAUUCCCCUUUGAAGAUCAUGGAUUUUGGACUAAGUUCUGUGGAGGAAUUCACAGACCCAGUUGUUGGAUUGUUUGGUUCCAUAGAUUAUGUCUCCCCGGAGGCCCUUUCUCAGGGCACGAUUACUUCUAAGAGUGACAUGUGGUCUUUGGGAGUCAUCUUGUAUAUCCUGCUCUCUGGGUAUCCACCAUUCAUUGCUCAGUCAAAUAGGCAAAAGCAACAGAUUAUAAUGGCUGGAGACUUCAGUUUUUAUGAGAAGACUUGGAAGAACAUUACUUCAUCAGCAAAGCAGUUGAUUUCAAGUCUCCUGACAGUUGAUCCACAUAGGAGACCUAGUGCUCAAGAGCUUCUGGAUCAUCCGUGGGUCGUUGGUGAUUUAGCGAAGCAAGAUCAAAUGGAUGCAGAGAUAGUUUCACGAUUGCAGAGUUUCAACGCACGGCGAAAACUACGUGCAGCAGCAAUAGCAAGCUUGUGGACCAGUACCUUUUUCUUUAGGACAAAAAAGCUGAGAUCUCUACUUGGGUCCCAUGAUCUUACUCAGGAAGAAAUCGAGAACCUCAGACUACAUUUUACCAAAAUAUGUGCAAAAGGUGACAAUGCCACACUAUCUGAAUUCGAGAAGGUGCUGAAAGCAAUGAAGAUGUCGUCUUUAGUCCCUCUAGCACCACGCAUCUUCGACCUAUUUGACAAUAACCGCGAUGGAACAGUUGACAUGAGAGAGAUACUGUGUGGCUUAUCCAGCCUCCGGAAUUCUCAAGGGGAUGAUGCUCUUCGUCUCUGCUUCCAGAUGUAUGAUACAGAUCGGUCUGGAUGCAUCACCAAGGAAGAAGUAGCAUCCAUGCUUAGAGCUCUGCCCGAUGACUGUCUUCCAAGGGACAUCACCGAGCCCGGCAAACUGGAUGAGAUAUUUGAUCUGAUGGAUGCCAACAACGACGGAAGAGUAACGUUUGAAGAGUUCAAAGCUGCCAUGCAGAGAGACAGCUCUCUCCAAGAUGUAGUCCUCUCCUCUCUUCGCCCAUUAUAGUUUUCCUACUUCCUGUCAACUCUCCAAAUAAAGUUCUGGACUUCUUUUUUCCUUUAUUGAACAUUUGUCAUACAAAUCAGAAAUGAUCCAAUGAGGAGAGGAGAUAAUGCAUCUCUAA
Messenger RNA from Juglans microcarpa x Juglans regia, 1895 nucleotides. Its product is annotated as calcium and calcium/calmodulin-dependent serine/threonine-protein kinase-like. The transcript is spliced from 7 exons. The coding region runs from base 197 to 1777 and encodes 526 amino acids. Gene Ontology annotation, molecular function: ATP binding; calmodulin binding; calcium-dependent protein serine/threonine kinase activity. The record is from RefSeq and is a predicted model, not a curated record. Gene Ontology annotation, cellular component: cytoplasm; nucleus. Gene Ontology annotation, biological process: protein autophosphorylation; peptidyl-serine phosphorylation; intracellular signal transduction. Lineage: Eukaryota; Viridiplantae; Streptophyta; Magnoliopsida; Fagales; Juglandaceae.